Molecule: messenger RNA, 2385 nt
Organism: Peronospora matthiolae
Lineage: Eukaryota; Oomycota; Peronosporomycetes; Peronosporales; Peronosporaceae
Source: the annotation of a GenBank genome assembly
AUGGCUGGAAGUGAGGCAGUCAAGUCUUCUCCGCCACUGGCCAUGGCGGCCUCACCGACAGAAGAGGAAGUCGCCAGUAUGCACCGCUUCAUCGAGAACGCGCUGGAUCUGCUCGUCAAGGGCAAUGCCAAGAGCUACCAGUACUUGAUCCAGCAGCUAACGAUUGUUCCAGCGCCUGUAACUACUCGACGCAAGAUCUUUCGUGCGCUGCCACGCUGUAUCUCGACAAUGGCACGAGAGCCGAGAGCCUAUCGAGUGCUGCUGGACGUUCUGUUCAAGUUUGACCUGCUGGGAAGCGGAGACAUGCACGAAGUCGAGGACUAUACGACCUUUAUCGUUCAUCUGGUGUCCUCCAAUACAGUGUACGUGGUACCGACGCUCCACAUGCUCGUGCGCAACAUGCGUCGACCGCAAGGCAAAGAGCUAACGCCGGAACUGCAAGCUCUCGCCCAGAAGGAGCAGAAAAAUCAGCUGGGAGCCAAGAAAAUUGCUGUUGCUGAUGGAAUCGCUAUGAAAGGGUCUGUCGGGGAUAUGACGACGCCGGCGACCGUGUGUGCAGCCCCCGAGAGCACGUGUCUGAUUGUAAAUGAACGCAUCCAAGCACGAUUUGAAACAGCACACCACCUGCUCAAGCAUGUGCUCAAACUGGCGCCCACAGCGUCUAAUGUACUCUUCCGUGUCUUGUGCGAGCACUUUCCACACAAACGACUGGACGCAUCUGCACAAGUAGCUUAUUUACGAAAUAUGCUGCGUGUGACAGAGUAUGUUAGCGGGCUACGCGAGCGUGUACUUGGACUGGUGAUUGAUCAGCUCGUGGCGAUUGAUGUGGAGAUUAAGUUGGAUGACAGCGAAGAGGACGUAUUUACGAUGGAUGAUUUUCUCGACGACGAUAUGCUGCCGCCUGACGAUGCUUCGCGCCAAGUGGAUGAAAUGGCAGACAAGCUCGAUCAGAUGAUGGUUGUAAUGUUUGAGCACAUUGAGCAGUCUGCUGCAUCUCUAGCCCCCACGUUGACGUCGCCUGAAGCGACAGGUCUCACGAGUGCUAGCAAUGGUGAAAAAGACGUGGAUGUGCGCCAAGCCGCGCUAGUUUUCAAGUACCUUCUGAAGGUGUUCGAGCAUUCCAUCUUGAACACUCAUCGGUCAAAAUAUCCACAGUUCCUGCUCUUUUACGUGUGCCGCAUGGACCCACAAUUCCAAGACGUUUUCAUCUCUCAACUCUUGGCCUCGUCGCUGGAUCCACAGAUACCGCCUAUCACACGCCAGAGUUGUGGCGCCUAUCUGGCUAGUUUUCUCGCUCGUGCCAAGUAUAUUUCCGUCGCGUAUCUUCAGAAAGCUCUGUACCACUUGUGCAAAUGGCUACAUGACCAGAUGGACAUAUACGAUGCAAAGCACGUGGAGGAGCAGGAUGAGGAAGGAAAUGGGAUGGAUGAUAAUGCUCCUGAGAAAGCGAAAGAUGUGCUGGAGGAGAGCGAGGAAAUGGGGAACGCCGGGCAGCGCGUCUUUCAAGAGAGUAUCUAUAUCUCCUCGCUGCAGACUGCGUGCUAUAUGAUUUGCUUCAGAGGAUUGGAGAUUGCCACUAGCGAAGACGGUGACGGCUACGAAUUUCUGCGCAGCCUUGGCUGGGAGCGACUGAUCGUCACAAGCAGUGGAUAUUGUCCAUUGGCGUACUGCCAGCAGACGGUGGCCACGGAGUUUUUGAAUCUGGUGGAGGCUUUUGACUUAGUCUCGGAGGAGUGUCUUGCGCGUGUCGAUCAAACUAUCGGCGCAGUCUCUGCGACAAGCAGGGAGACCACCAAGUCGAUGGAGCGUCUUAAGAAGCCCACAGCGGGGUCAGCUCCUGCUUCUAUUGUGCUGGGUCAACGCCAGCCUCUUGAGACUUUUUUCCCGUUCGACCCGUACCUCUUGCGCCGAUCUUUUCGAUUUGUUGGCCCGUUGUACCUAUACUGGAAGCACGCUGAUCCAACGUCGAGCGAAAAUGGCGAGUUGUUGGAGUCUGUAAAGGCUACUGUCCGGCAAAUGCAGCAGGAUGUAGAGGAGGAAGAUGAUGACAGCGGAGUGGAAGAAAAUCUGGUAGACGAAGACGUGAGCAUGGCUGGAAGCGCACCCAACCCGCUGGAUCUAUCAGAUGCAUCUUAUUGCGCUGAUAGCUACAUGGGCAGUCUCCAUCGGUCUCGCAAUAUGUCGAUGAAUUCGUCCAAUGAAGAUGAGGGCUUUGUCGAUGAGGACCUCGCACCUGCCAAACGCAUACUGCCGUCCCGCACAAUGUUUGACCCGUCUCCAGCUCUUUCGGCUAGCUCACCUCCAUCAAGACUUCCCCCGCUAGGGUCAACUGAUGCUUUCACACUUUGCGGUUUCGAUAAUGACGAUGAGGAUAACGGAUUCUAG